AUGGCCGAUUUAGAAGCCGUAUUAGCCGAUGUAUCCUAUUUAAUGGCAAUGGAAAAAUCAAAGUCAACACCGGCAGCAAGUGCUAGUAAAAAAAUUGUAUUACCAGAUAGAACUGUUCGAAGUGUUACUCACAAACAUUUACAAAAAAUGUAUGAAAAUACAUUUGAUAAAAUAUUCAAUCAACAAGUUGAAGAAGAAGAAGAAGAAGAAGAAGAAGAAGAAGAAGAAGAAGAAGAAGAAGAAGAAGAAGAAGAAGAAGAAGAAGAAGAAAAAAAAAGAAUAUUUCUCUUUCACUCUAAUUUUCCAAUUUAUUUCAAGCAUACACAAUUGGGAGACAUAGAAGUACCAAUGAAAGAAUAUGAAGUAAUCUGA
This is a messenger RNA of Didymodactylos carnosus, 372 nucleotides long. The record is from the annotation of a GenBank genome assembly. NCBI's taxonomy places the organism in Eukaryota, Metazoa, Rotifera, Eurotatoria, Philodinida, Philodinidae.